Messenger RNA from Exserohilum turcica Et28A, 282 nucleotides. RefSeq lists its product as uncharacterized. The record is from RefSeq and is a predicted model, not a curated record. Gene Ontology annotation, cellular component: mitochondrion; mitochondrial intermembrane space. Lineage: Eukaryota; Fungi; Ascomycota; Dothideomycetes; Pleosporales; Pleosporaceae. Bases 1 to 282 code for a protein of 93 amino acids. The transcript has 3 exons. Gene Ontology annotation, biological process: succinate metabolic process; mitochondrial respiratory chain complex II assembly.
AUGUAUGUGAAGGCCGAGUUUAGGGCUCACAGAAAUGUCGACAACCCCGUACAAAUCAUUGGCUUUUUGUCGGAGUGGCAAAUGUACUGCCAGAUGCUAGAAGGAGACUCGUGGAAAGACGCCAAGAUGGACAAGGCGAAGAUUGAUAAGAUGAGCGAUCAACAAAUCGGCCAGCUAUAUGAGCUUAUGAAGCAGAUUAAGAACCAAUCACAGGAGGAUGCGGAUGCCGAAGAUGCAAGAGUAAUUGGAAUGCUCGACAAGAAGCCCCCAAAGGAUCAAUAA